CCGUCCUCCGGGCGGCGGCGCCGUGGACACGCCCACUCUCCCCGGUGACUUUCCCCGGGCCCGCGGUCGGCUGAGGCGGGACGAACCCGAGGCCGCGGCCUGCGCCGAGCAGGUAGCCCAGCAUUGGCUGUGUCGCAACAGAAAAACCAAGAAUCAGCUAAUUGUCCGUCCAUGAGGCUGGUUGUCCCUGCAGCCCCAAUCUGAGACGGGUCGGGGAGGUUGCUGGAGAACUGCUGGUUUUCAGUCUACGGUGGGACCCUGAAGAAGUCGAUUUAACACCAGCAGCCACAGGAUUUAUGGUCUGCAUUAUGUCUGGAGCCCGCACCGCGCCUGCCCUCCUCCUCCUCCUCCUCGGCUGUUCUGCGCUUGCGCUGGACGUCGGCCCGGGCUCCCCCGAGCACCGCGAGGCUGAGUACUACGUGGCCGCAGUGUACGAGCACCGCUCGGUCCUGAGCCCAAACCCCCUGGAGCUCAGCAGCCGCCAGCAGGCCCUGGAGCUCAUGGCGCAGAACCUCGACGUCUAUGAACAGCAAGUGAUGGCUGCAGCCCAGAAGGGUGUGCAGAUCAUCGUGUUCCCAGAAGAUGGCAUCCAUGGGUUCAACUUCACAAGAACAUCCAUUUACCCAUUCUUGGAUUUCAUGCCAUCUCCCAGGCUGGCCAGGUGGAACCCAUGUCUGGAGCCCUUUCGGUUCAACGACACGGAGGUCCUCCAGCGCCUGAGCUGUAUGGCCAUGAAGGGACAGAUGUUCUUGGUGGCCAAUCUCGGAACAAAACAGCCUUGCCUUAGCAGUGACCCCAAGUGCCCAGAUGAUGGCAGAUACCAGUUUAAUACAAACGUGGUGUUCAGCAGCAAUGGGACCCUUGUUGACCGCUACCGUAAGCACAACCUGUACUUUGAGGCAGCCUUUGACACCCCGGCUGACGUGGACCUCAUCACCUUUGACACCCCCUUUGCCGGCAAGUUUGGCGUGUUCACGUGCUUUGACAUCCUGUUCUUUGACCCCACCAUCCGUCUUCUCAGAGACUCUGAGGUGAAGCACAUUGUGUACCCCACGGCCUGGAUGAACCAGCUGCCACUCUUGGCAGCCAUUGAAAUUCAGAAAGCAUUGGCCACUGCCUUUGGUGUCAGCGUUCUGGCAGCCAACAUCCACCACCCGACUCUGGGGAUGACUGGCAGCGGCAUACACACCCCUCUGCAGUCCUUCUGGUACCACGACAUGGACAACCCCGAAGGCCGCCUUAUAAUUGCCCAGGUAGCCACAAACCCACAGGGCCUUACUGGGACAGAGAAUGCAACUAGUGAGACGGACCCAUCCCAUAGUAAGUUCUUAAGAAUCCUGUCGGCUGACCCACACUGCGCAAAGGAUGCCCAGGGAGUGCGCUGUGAUGAGGCUGCCAAGUGGACCGUGAGCGCACCCCCUGCUUUCCACUCGGAGAUGAUGUAUGACAACUUCACCUUGGUCCCCGUCUGGGGGAAGGAAGGCCAUCUCCAGGUCUGCUCCAACAGCCUCUGUUGUCACUUACUCUACGAAAGGCCCACCCUGUCCCGAGAGCUGUAUGCCCUGGGUGUCUUUGAUGGGCUGCACACAGUGCAUGGCACGUACUACAUUCAAGUCUGUGCCCUGGUCAAGUGUGGGGGUCUUGGCUUUGACACUUGCGGCCAGGAGAUCACGGAGGCGCAGGGCCUGUUUGAGUUCCACCUGUGGGGCAACUUCAGCACUCCCUACAUCUUCCCUUUACUUCUCUCCUCGGGGAUGACUCUGGAAACCCCUAACCAGCUUGGGUGGGAGAACGACCACUAUUUCUUGAGGAAGAGUGGACUGUCCUCUGGCCUGGUGACGGCAUCUCUCUAUGGGCGGUUGUAUGAGAGGGACUAGGAAAAGCGUGUGGUCAGCGGGAUGGGCUCUACCAGCAUGCCUUUCCACAGGCCACAGAUGCUAAGUGCUGGGACCAACCGACUCUGACCAGAGGGUAGAAAACCACUUCCAUAUCUCACCCUGGGGACGGUAAGAAGACGGGAGAGGCAGUUCCAUCUUCCUUUCUACAUAAUGACUGAGAGACAUUUUCUGGUACUUUCUAUUCACAUUCUUUUUCAAGUCACACCCUCUUCCCACUACACAAUUGGUUUUAAAUGCUAAAAUAAAAAUAAACAUUAGUUGCUAUUUUACAAUUCCACA
This is a messenger RNA of Mesocricetus auratus (golden hamster), 2177 nucleotides long. RefSeq names its product biotinidase (gene Btd). The transcript is spliced from 5 exons. Gene Ontology annotation, molecular function: hydrolase activity, acting on carbon-nitrogen (but not peptide) bonds, in linear amides. Lineage: Eukaryota; Metazoa; Chordata; Mammalia; Rodentia; Cricetidae. The record is from RefSeq and is a predicted model, not a curated record. Bases 297 to 1877 code for a protein of 526 amino acids.